Necator americanus (New World hookworm) is the source of this 789-nucleotide messenger RNA. RefSeq lists its product as uncharacterized. Gene Ontology annotation, cellular component: plasma membrane. Gene Ontology annotation, biological process: copper ion transmembrane transport. The transcript has 7 exons. NCBI's taxonomy places the organism in Eukaryota, Metazoa, Nematoda, Chromadorea, Rhabditida, Ancylostomatidae. The record is from RefSeq and is a predicted model, not a curated record. Gene Ontology annotation, molecular function: copper ion transmembrane transporter activity. Bases 1 to 789 code for a protein of 262 amino acids.
AUGAUUUGGACCUGCUUCGUAGUCAUGGCUAUGGGCGUACUGCUUGAGUUCGUCAGAUACGUACGCUGGCGCUUUGAGCUACAGUCUCGAAAAGACAUCCAGUUAUACACUAGUUAUCUGUCACGUCUUUUUUCCUUCUCACAUUUCCUUCAAACUAGUUGUUUCGCCGUACAGUUGGUGCUUAGUUAUCUGCUGAUGCUAAUAUUCAUGACUUUUUCCGUAUGGCUUGGAUUAUCCGUCUGUAUAGGAGCCGAGGCUCUCAGCAAGGAACAAAACAACAAAGGUUGGAAAAUGAUGAUGAAAAUGUACUUCCACUUUCGAAUGCAGGAGCCAAUAUUAUUUCGGGAAUGGAUGGCAACAAACAUGACAGGAUAUGUUUUUUCAUGCAUUGGUGUUGCUAUAAUAGCUAGUCUCUAUGAAGUGAUAAAAUUCCUAAGAUCUGGACUAGAAAGAAGAGUUAACAAACAAGAUUUAUGUGGUUGUGACUCGGAAACAGCCGCUUUGCAUGGAGAAAAAGUUGCCAUGGGGAUGCCAUGUGGUACAACACCAGAAAAUAGGAAAACCGAGUUACCCUUCCUGCCAUCAAACCUGAAGCGUGCAACACACAUUGCCUCGUCUUCCAUCUAUUUUGUACAAAUGUUCAUCGCCUACUCGUUGAUGAUGAUUUCGAUGACAUAUAACGUUCCAAUAUUUAUAAGUAUGAUUAUAGGUCACGUUCUUGCCUUCUUCUUGUUAGGACCGCUCAUUUCCGUUCAAGAAUAUGACAGACUAGGUGACUGCUGUGGCUAA